AAUUUCAGGAAGAGUUAACCUGCGCGAUGACAUCUGAGUAUACAUUGUCUUCUGCACCUGCACUUAAGAGAGGAGCAAGCACUGAGGCAUCAGAUGCUGCCGAGAGGAAAAAGUCAAAAGGGGGGGACCUUUCUGAGGAAGAAAUUAGUGGAGGAAACCCAGCACCAAAUUCGACUUUGGACGAAAGGAGUUCCUUAAAUAUCUCAAAUGAGCUCUUGCGUUGUGAACCUAUGGUGAUGCGUGGCAAGGAAAAUGACACUGCUGAUAUCGGAGGUUAUUCAGAAAUGCAGGUAGAUAUACCUUUAGCUCCUAUUCUCAGCUAUGCCGAGGAGGUGUCUAUGAUGGUCAACACUGUCAUUCAAGUUUUCUGUAAGUUAGAUGCUGUGAUUGAUAUGGCUAGGAUACUAGAUAAGCAGCCACAUGUUAGGCAACUCGUGGUAGAUAUUUUCCAAUCCCUUAAGCUUGCUGGUAAAGAUGGUAAGGAUGGUAAGCAAGUAGUAGCAACUCUUGGUGCACAAGUGAGAAAGUUGUUUGGAAGUCCCGAGUUUAUAAAGGCAUUUGUUGACACACAUGAGGAGGAUCCUAUGCUGUUAGCAUACAUUAACACGUUCUCAUUGGACGAAAAUGACCAAGUACGAAUGGAAUAUCUGAAGAGGGAUGCCUUGUUUGGAUUCUUUUUGGCAGACAAACAAGACUUUUUUGAUAUGAGGUUUGUCUUGGCAACUAUACUGGGGUAUUGGAGUGAUGAAAGGUAUUAUCUCAAGUUGAUUGAAGAGAUCAAGAAAGCAGGCGUGGAACUGCGACGGGCAGAUGUAAUUAUAGCUGAUGACCCUCAUCCUUGUACUGCGCAGGGUUUCAAAGAUGUGCUGAAAGCUAAAUACAAGAAUGUUGUUUAUGAGCAGAUAUGUGAAAAGAAUGAUCUUGAUGAACGUUUUCGCAAAGUAUGUAUCCGACCUUUUCACCGCCCGAUAAGAUACCUGUGGAUUGAGUGGCUUGACGAAAAUACCAUUAAAGUGCAGCAGCUCGGGCAUGGGGAACACCCAUAUUUUGUCCGCAGCAAUUGACAUUUGUUUUUCUUUUUCCAGUCGGUUGAGAACUUUUGCUAUGAAGUAUGAGUGUACCUUGAGUUGUUUCGAUCUGUUUUUUAUGGCCUUGUUUUUUGGAUUUUAAAUAAAAAGGAGAACUGGUAUUUGAUUCUUGUGAUUUUUCAGAAUAUGUUCUCUCAGAGUAGAAGAAAAACAUAACAAAAGAUAUCUUCAAAUUUCAAUCCUUUGUGAUUUAUUCCGAAAA
Molecule: messenger RNA, 1290 nt
Organism: Striga asiatica
Lineage: Eukaryota; Viridiplantae; Streptophyta; Magnoliopsida; Lamiales; Orobanchaceae
Source: the annotation of a GenBank genome assembly